Molecule: messenger RNA, 7667 nt
Organism: Amphiprion ocellaris (clown anemonefish)
Lineage: Eukaryota; Metazoa; Chordata; Actinopteri; Pomacentridae
Gene: phrf1
Product: PHD and ring finger domains 1
Exons: 20
Coding region: 166-5472 (1768 amino acids)
Source: RefSeq, a predicted model, not a curated record
CGUCGGAGUGCACUCGGCCAUUUCCGUCCGUAGCCAGCCGGUGGUGUCACUCAACAACCGUGUAGACUUCAAACCACUCUAAACAUACCCCACGCUACUGAACAGGUAUUAUUUCAGAGAAAAGCUGUCAGAGAAGUUUCUCUGCUGUUGUUCUGAUGGUCAGUCAUGGAUGAAGACGACAGCCAAGAUGAGCUGAUCAACCGCAGUACAUCCCACAGCAAAGGGAAGAGAGCUGCAUUAUGGGUCAUUUCAGAUGACUCAGACGACUGUGAAGAGGAGUCAGAGGACGGAGAAUCUGACAGUGGUGAAGAAGAGGAAGAUCAAGGAAAUGGAGAAGAUGAUGAGGAGAAUGAGGAGGAGGAUGGAGAAGAGAAUGAAGAGGAGGAUGAUGAAGAAGAGGAGGAAGAUGCUAAGCCCAACAAUGGGGCUUUUGGGGGAACGUCUACAGAGUUUGCUGGGAUGAGCUCAGAUGAGGAUUCAGACAAGUGUCCCAUCUGCCUGAACUCAUUUAACAGUCAGCCUGUUGCUACACCAGAGAACUGUGAGCACUACUUCUGUUUCGACUGCAUCCUUGAAUGGGCCAAGAAUGCAAACUCGUGUCCUGUAGACCGUAUUGCCUUCAACAGCAUAUACCUAAGGAAAUGUUAUGGAGGCAAAGUGAAGAAAAUGAUUACAGUCCAGAAGCCUGUGAAGGAAGGUCAAGAAGAAACAGUAGAUUUGACCCUGGAGCAGACAAACUGUGAAGUGUGUGGAGGCAGUGACCGGGAGGACCGCCUCUUGCUCUGUGAUGGCUGUGAUGCAGGGUAUCAUAUGGAAUGCCUCACGCCUCCGCUUGACUCUGUUCCUGUAGAAGAAUGGUUCUGCCCUGAGUGUGAAGCCAACAACCGUAACUCAAGAGGUUCAGCUGAAGAACUUAAUGACACAGACAGCCUGCCCUCUACUGCCCGUCCUGCCACAAGUCGAUCACAGCCGCGUGGUGCAGGUCCCACCAGAGCCAUCGCCCGUACCCAGCAGAGUGAGAGGGUUCGAGCUAAUGUCAACCGACAUCGCAUCACACAGGCACGCACAUCGCAGUUGGCUCCCACAUAUCUAAUGCAGUCUACUUGGCUGGAUGAAACAAUUAAUGCUGUGGUGGCUGGACUCAACACAUCUGUGUAUAUACGAGACUUCGCACCUCGUAUCCCAUCAAGCCGCAGACGCAAGACUGGAAAGCGCAGAAAGGUGAGGAGUAAGAAGACUUCUUCUGCCAGUGGUAAGAAAGGUAAAGCGGCAACCACAGGAGUCAAAAGGAGGAAACGGAAAGUAAGGAGGACUAAAUCCAAGAAAAAAAUGAUGUUGAAAAAGAAACUCACUGCUCGAAGCCGCAUUGCUAAUAAUCUUGGAAUUGUAAAAGACAAGAAGAGCUCUUCACUUCCAACAGUAUACCGGCCGUCAGAGCACACGCUAAGCAACAUGCGCGCUGACAUAGGAGCUGCAUCUCUCUCUAUCUAUGGAGAUCCGUUUGACCUGGAUCCUUUUGUGGAUCGUGAAGAGGAUGAGCAGCAGGCCCACGUCACAUCACUGUUGGAGGCCAAGAGACGAGGGAUCUCUCGCUCUGCUCUUCGCUCUCACCAGCCUGUGGCUCGGCCAGUCACUGCAAGCCUUUCCAGGAGGGGUUUGGAUGUCCCCCGUUCAGCGGAUGUUGUGGAGGCAACUCCUGUGCCUGAUCUGCUGGGCAGCAUCCUAUCAGGACAAAGCAUGCUCUUGAUGGACAGCUCUGAUGUCGUCAUUAAUCGAGACGGUUCGCUUAAAGCUACAAAGCCAAGUAAGUUGAUGCCAUCCACAUUAAUGCCAGGUUGCAGCAAAAACAGUAGCUCAGGAGAUACCAGCACCCUCCACCACCCGGGGAUGUCACCUAACCAAGGAGACACUUCUCUUCCUCUCCACCAUAAUGGAGAUCUGCCAGGAUCCUCCUGUAGCUCUAUGAACAGACCUUUAUCACAGAGUUCGUCUCACUUACCCCCCUUUAUGGCCUCCUCAGCCAACCACACUCCACCACCUCCUCAUUCUGAUUUGCCACCCAGAGGACAUCCAAGCUUGCAUCCGUCUCGUCCAAGCAGACCCACCACCACUCCUAGUCCCUGGGGAAUCAAUGGAGUUGAAGCCCGCAGGGAAGCCACCUCCUCUUCCGUCCACCCUUCCCCAGACUCCAGUUCUAAGAGCAAGGGAAUGGCUCCAUCACAAUCCCAACCUAAAAAAGCACCUACAAAGCCCAUGUGGGUAGGUGUGUCUGUGCUUCCUAGGAUACCAAAAAUAAAAAGGGAGGGUUGCAGUGUCACAACUGGUGGUACUAGUCAAAGUGGUAGUAAUAGAGAUAGUAGCAGUAGGGGAAGUAGCAGCCAUUCUGUCAUUGGUAGCAAUGGUUACGGCAUGCCUGAAACAAGCAUGAACAGCCUUGCUGGGGACAAAGGAAGGCAGCAAAGUGUAGACCAGCAAAAGGGCCAAUCUGACGGUCAGACCCAGAGGCAUAGGUCUGAUGGAGCAAGCUCGUCAUCUGCCUUCUCCAACUCUUUCGCUUCUUCUUCCUCUUCCACUGGCUCUCUUGCCAGCCAGUCUCGAUAUUCCUCAUCUUCCUCGUCUUCAUCAACAGUGAGCUUCCGUAUUAACUCCAGUGGAAACUCCUGGCAUUCAAGGCGGCUAAACAUUGCAUCAUCCCCUGCUAGUGGAAACACUAUGCAGGAAAACUGGAGAAAAAAGGAAGAUGAAGCAAGAAAGAGACAGUUGCACAGAGAUAAACAAAUGCUGCUGGCAUCACGUACGCCGGUCGGUAAGGAGCAGGAAAAUAAUAUGUACGAUCCCUUUAAUCCCACUCUGUCUGAUUCAAGCAGCUCAGGCGAUGAAGCCGAGAGCACAAGCUUAGAUAGCAGCUCUCGACAAGUCACCAAUGAGAGGAAGUCCUCUAGUUUAGGAAAGAAAGAGGGCUUAGUGCAAACUCAACAGGACCUGGUACAGGUAAAAACUGAAACACAGGAGACUGAGGUGUCACAGGAAGAACCAAGGAGAGCUCAGGAAACCAUAUCACAAGAGGUCAGGGGCUCAGAGCUCAGUGUGAAGGCUGAAAGAGAAUCAAGAUUAAAAGACAUAAAGACAGAGAAACAGACACUAUUGCUUAACACUAAAGUUAAAAAAGAACCAGGGUUAGAUGAUGCAGAUGAAUUAGAAGGAUGUGGUGACAAGUCAAAGAGUUAUUUGAAUUCACAGACCACAGAUGCCACAUCUACUGCACAUCAGAGUCUGGAGCAUUUAAAGACUGAAAGAGAGCCUCAAGAGGAGGAGAAUGGACACUGUGCUGUAACUAACUAUAAGGAUGAUUCAUCCAGAGCAUCCAGUUCUGCUACCACCAAGAAGAAACAAAAAGAAGAAACAAAAUCAGAAUCCCCGUCCUGUUCCAAGUCACCAUUAAGAGAUUUGGGCCAUAAGAAGAAGACUUCCAAAGAUUUGAAGGAGCAACACUCCAGCAGUUCAGAAACAGACCGUGGCAGAAGAGAUGAUCAUCAUGUCUCAGGUCAGGGAGACAGGCAGAAAGAAAAGGACAAAGAAAGGAGUUCCAGGCGGUCACGAUCUAGAGAGAGGAGAAGGGGUCGUUCAGUCUCUGACAGCUCUCAGCCCAAUUCCCCCGAUAGAUCUCGCAGAAAGAGACGGCGAUCCCGAUCACGAUCCAAAGAUGAGACAAGGAGGAGACGAUCCAGGUCUGGUUCUAGCUCUAGCAGCAGGGAGCAUUCAAGGAGGAGGAAACAGAAACGAAGAAGCAAGGAGAGGUAUGAUGACAGAGAAAGAGACCACGAGAGAAGACGAGUCUCAAAGGACAAGAGACGUGGUCGCUCUCGCUCAAAAUCCCAUUCAAAGUCACGUUCUAGGUCCAGAUCUAGAUCAAAGGACUGUAAGCAUGGACCAUCAAAAUCCCGGUCCAGAUCCAGAGAAAGGAGGAAAGAUCACACCAGACCACAGCAUCCCUCAGUCUCCUCCCGGGACAAAGUGGGAUCACGUUCUAAAGAUAAAAGGAGACACAGGUCUAGAUCCAACUCAAGAGAGAGAAGGAAAGAAGAAGUGUCAUCCAAAACUGCACAGAAAACUUCAGGGUCAUGUGUUUCAUCCUCCAAAGACACAAAGCGGUUACAGGACAAGAAAAAAGAGAAGGCUAUUACUCAAAGCUCCAUCCAAGAUGGAAAAGUAGAUAAGGUGAAUAAGCAGGAGCUUCCCUCCCGUUCCUUUGCUUCUAAAGUCAAAAAAGAAAGCAAAGACCUUGGAUCAGACAGCCAGGCCACAUCUACAGAACUGACAAAACCAAUUAAGGCUGCAAAAGAAAUUAAGAAAGAAAAGCAACUAUCUCUCGAUAUGUUUGAAGAUUGUCCUAUUGACAAACCAAUUAAGAAAGAAGAAACAGACACCCCUUGUUUGACAGUAAACAAAAACAUAGAUGACAGAAUCAAGGCCUCCAUUAAGAUUGAGGCUUGUGAAAUAUCUGUAACUAAAUCAGAGCCAAGUUCCCCAGAGUUAUGCAGCUUACUCCCUGUCAACUCAUCUUCUACAAUGACCACACCUGUUAAAGCAGACAGCCUCCAGGACACAGUCUCACAGUCUCGUCCAGUGUCAGUUGACUUUGUCAAACAACAAAACACUGUAGAGUUGGCUGUCCCUGUAAAACAAGAAGUUCAGCAACCCUCGGACUCUGAUGAUGACUUUAAUGUUGAUGUGAUGCUGGACAACCUGGAUUAUGUGAAGUCUGAGGACACAGAGGGGAGUGAAGCAGCUGUUAAACAGGAGAAAGAAGAAAUGGAGGGGAAGAAUGAGGCAGAGCCUGUAUUGACUUUAGUGGGAGCGAAAUCCAAGACUCAAGUGAAGCGGGUCACGUGGAAUAUACAGGAGCCUGAGGGACCUCAACCAGAAAAAUCUGCAAGCAAGGUGGCGCUGUAUAAGUUGAAGCUGAAGCAAGAGGGGAUUCGCAGACCAUCUUUAGCAGUCCAGACAUCCAGUCAGGACAUCACUGGAGCCGUCUGUGACGCCCCCAAGAAGGUUGCUGCUGUUGUUUCGCUCAGUACGUCCUCUAAAUCUGAUGGCGUGCAUCCUGGGGAGUUAUCAUCCACUGGGCAAGGAGAGGGCGAGGAAGGGGAUUUAUCGAGGAAAGACAAGCAGUAUUUAAAAAAGCUGCAUAUGCAGGAGCGAGCUAUUGAGGAGGUAAAGCUAGCUAUCAAGCCUUUCUAUCAGAGGAGAGACAUCAACAAGGAUGAAUACAAGGAGAUUCUACGUAAAGCUGUCCAGAAGCUGCAGGACUUGGUAACAUCCAUGACCAGCAGUGAGAGGUGCUCUAUCAGCAGAGGGUGUGAACGUGACCAAGCAGGGACUUCCCUCUCUUCAAAUGGGCCACAAAGGCAGGAUGGUCAGCAACAGAACAUCAGCACCAGCAGAAAGGCACCCGCUUUUGUUUGCAUUUAAUGGAUGCUGCCCAUUCACUUAGAUGUUCAGAGGGAGAUGAUGCCACAUCUGGUCCAGCUGAUGGAAGGUCUUGAAGUUCUCUGACUGGCCUCGACUGAAGAUGGUCGUCUCACUGGAUUUAAGGUUCAGAUGCUCAGUAACAAACUCCACCAAUGUGUCAACAGGGAAGCUUUAGGUUUAUUAAAUGUUGCUAUGAAGGUUUCGCUGUUUUUCUUUGUGAAUGCAAUGUGCUCCAACUGAAACUUGAAUUAGAACUUAGAAGUAAAUCCUUCCAUCUGAAAGGAUUUAGUUGCAUUAAUAACCUCAUAACAUUCUAAUUUUUAUUCCAGUCUUGGUUGGAAAUAGAAUCUCUGUAUUGAUUCAGGUAAAAACUGAACUUCACAGCAUGUUGGAGCAAAACAACCAGAUGAAAACUGUGAUGGUGUUGGAUUGUCAGACCGUAAUGUUGCAGCUCAAAGCAGCUUUUCUAGCUCAGUUCAUUCUGACAUUCAGCUAUGAAUCAACACAGCAGAUGGUGAUCCAUGCUGUGGAAGUCUCACAUCUCCUGAUUUAAUGGAGCUGCUUUGCACUUUUUACACUGUUUAUUCACCAACACUUUAUUUAAUAAAAGUCCCAUCUAGUUUUUAUGAGGAAUGUGAUGUUUUAAUUUCUCUGUGAAUAACUGCAGUCUAAUGCAACAGCUGGAAUUGUAACAUCUGUCCUGAUAUUGAUCAUGAAGUAUUGAUCAGAAUACUUAUGGUUAGCAGUCAUCCCUGAAGUUUUACAUUAAAAUCUUUACUUGUGUUGUGAACUUUGGUAAGAAGCAGAAACUUUAGCGUUGCCAUGGAUACAUGAGUGUUAAAUUCUGUCCAUGUUUCCAUUUUGGGAAAUGCAGUCCAGCAGAUGAGUUUGUUUUUACUGCCAGCUACCAUUCAGUCUAUAUUAAGAAUAAAUAAAUGUGCAUAAUGUGGAAAUGAACAGAUUUUAUUUUUAUUUAUUCAUACAGGUGCUGCAGGGAAAGUUACAUAACGUGAAGGAAUUUAGUCUCACAAUAACAGACAAUAAAUAUUAUCCGAAAGUCUCUAGAAUAUCACGAUUUAUGUAAAUUUACCUCAAUAAUAUGAAUGUUCAGGUUAAGAUUGUGCUGUGAUAUUUGUUCUGUAAGUUUAGCUGAUUAAAGUUUAUGACUGCACUACGAUAUUUUUUAUUAUUUAAAUUUACAUCAUUGUUAUAAUAUUUAGGGUCAGACCCUACAGUGUUGAGAUUAAGAAAUUAAAUAUUCUAUAAAAUGUAAAUACACUGAACUCAUUUGGAUAUAUUUAAGUGAAACUCUACAAUAUUAUCUGACAUAAAUCUAAAUCAAAAUUUUAAUCAUUUUUACUCCAAACAUUUACUGGACUGAUUUAAAUAUUAAAAUCACUCCUUUCUAAUCCUUUGUUGUACGUUCAAACCUGAGGCCUUAAAUAGAAACACACAAGUAUCUGAUUGAAGGAACUUCUGCAGAGUCCUGGUUCCAGAACAUGAUGAUAGAAUUAUAGACAAACUUUAACAAAAGCUGCCUGAGAGUUGACAGGUGUUUAUGUUAGAUUUCUUCACUAAUUUAAUGAGAGUUAUCAGCAAAAAUCAAGUGUUCAUUCGAUGAACUUGAUUUCCUAAAACAUACAGAAUUGGAGCUCAUAUCUUUGGCAGCUGUAAAGUUUCUGCUCCUUCAAAGUUCACAACACAAUGAAUGAAUUCCUAAAACACUCUAAAUGCUGGAGAGCGUUUGUGAUGCUGAAGCAGUGAUCAGUUUUUCUGUUUCUUCUCUGGAGAUGCACAAUGAGGGACGUCUGCAGAGACUGAGAAAGAGUCUCACCACAUCCUGACAUGAGGAAAAAGACUUUAUUGAAGACUACAAUGAGAAAAACUAUCAGACAGCAGACGGCUGCAUUCAAGGUGAGCUCUGAACAUUUGAUCUGGAACAGGAAUUCAAUAACGGCAGCAUGAGCUUCAUUUCAGUCUGUAGCUGCUGAAUUCAUGGAUGAAUCAUCUGGCACUAGAGAAGAAGACCAUCAAACAUCCACGUCAGCUGAUGGAGGUCCAAGAGCCUCACCCAACAAACAACCUACAGAGUGAAGACCUCAAAUCUGAUUGGACGGCCUCCUAUUCAGCCACAUGUGUGAACAAAUGCCUCUAAGCUGAUUUGUUUUCUAAAAUAAAUCUAGUUUGAGUCCUAA